ACAAGUAGAAACACGGUUGGGAAACGGUGAGGUUCUCGAGAUUUCGGUGUUAUCCAGUGCACGCUUUUUCCAGUUUACCUCAACAACGGAAACCAACAAAUUUGUCUCCCCCCACCGGCACACACACUCUCUUCAACUUCUUCCAUUUGGGUCUCUCUCUUUCUCUCUCUACAUUCACAAAAACCCAUCUUUUUCUCUCUCUCUUUUUUCUUGUAUUCAUAUGUAUGACGAAUUCUUAAGAAAGACAACGACUUAGCUAGUAAAAUAAAAAGAUAAGAUGAGGAUGUUAAUGGCCAUUGAUUCAUCUCUAUAUGGUUUCUUGGUUAUUGCAGCUUACCCCAAAGGGUAUUCUUCCAAAAUUACUUCAGAUUUAGUCCUUUUCUUGGGCCUUGGCUUCAUUGAUUGGUAAUUUUUCAUCUACCCCACCUCCACUAUAUUUACACUUAUAUUUAAAAUAAAAUAAAAAUUAUACUAAAGAUUUAAUUUUUAUAUGUCUUUCUAAAGCUUAUGCACUUUGUUGAUUCUGUCUCAUUCUUUUGUUGCAUAAUAAUUAGGGCUUUGUGAAUCUUGUUUUGUAUUUUCUCUUGACCUAGGCUUAUAGUAUAUGCUGAUAUUUGCAUAAUAAUUAGGGGUUUGAUGUUAUAGGGCUAGCAUCUUUGAUGUGUUUGUAAAGAUUAGUCUUUUGUCAAUUUUUUGUUCUUUGGUUUGUUAAUUUUCAUUAGCAAUUGUCCCCAUCUUAGACAGAAUUUUGUAAGAUAGGGAUAAAAAAGGGAAUUGUGAGAUAGUAGAAACUUCUUGUUACUGUAUUGUCAAUGGAGAAUCAUCAUCCUUCGACCCGCUUGUCCAUGGAUUCGAGUGCUUCUUCUUCACAUGAUGAAUUAGACUUCGAGAUGAAUCGCCAAGUAGUCAUAACUUGUCCACCUGAUAUUAACUUGCCUUUAUCAGCUGAGCGUAGCCCUCCUCCGCAGCCAUGGAACUCGGAACACUGUGAUAUUCUUGAUGUUGGGCUUGGGACCCAAGUAUAUGAGACUGAAAGUUCUCUUAGUGCACCUAAGGUUGGAAGGAAAUGUGCAAAACGCUUAGAUAGUAUUUGGGGUGCUUGGGUUUUCUUUAGCUUUUAUUUUAGACCUGUGUUAAAUGAGAAAUCCAAGGCAAAGAUGGUACGAGAUAGUAAUGGAUAUUCGGGGUUUGAUAAGUCUGAUCUCCAGCUUGAUGUAUUCAUGGUUCAGCAUGAUAUGGAGAAUUUGUAUAUGUGGGUUUUCAAGGAAAGGCCCGAGAAUGCACUGGGUAAGAUGCAGCUCCGGAGUUACAUGAAUGGGCAUUCUCGUCAAGGAGAGCGUCUGUUUCCCUUUAGUGUUGACAAGGGUUUCGUCCGAUCUCAUAGAAUGCAGAGGAAGCACUACAGGGGACUAUCAAAUCCUCAGUGUAUUCACGGGAUUGAGGUCGUUCCAUCUCCCAAUCUCGUGGUUCUUGACGAAGAGGAGCGGAAAAGAUGGAUGGAACUCACGGGUAGGGAACUCAACUUCACUAUCCCACACGAAGCAAGCGAUUACAGUUCAUGGAGAAACCUCCCCAACACUGAAUUCGAGCUCGAGAGACCACUCCCACCAAUUAAGAGUAAUUCGCAUUCCAACCCGAAGAAACUAGCUAAUGGAUCAGGGCUUAAUUUGUUAACUCAGCCGUCCAAUCACAGCAAUGGGGACGCGAUGGAUCUACUACCUGCCAAUGGCAAAAGGAAAAAGGAUUUCUUCCCUCACGGAAAUGAAGAUGAAUGUUAUCUGCAAGUAAAUCCUCCUUCCUAUCAAACUCCGGAUUUGGAAAUACACCCAACUGAACCACAUUGGUUACAUGAAUUUAGUGGGGUUAUGAGGGAUGCCUACGGGCCUGUUACAGCUGCUAAAAGCAUAUAUGAAGAUGAACAAGGUUACUUGAUCGUAAUCAGUUUGCCAUUUGUAGAUCUUCAAAGGGUGAAAGUUUCCUGGCGGAACACGCUCACACACGGGAUAAUAAAGGUAUCUUGUUUGAGCACAUCUAGGAUGCCAUUCAUCAACAGACAGAACAGAACUUUCAAGCUCGACGAUUCAUCCUCAGAACACUGCCCUCCAGGGGAGUUUGUCAGAGAAAUUCCUCUCUCAACAAGAAUUCCUGAAGAUGCUAAAAUAGAAGCAUAUUACGACGAAUCAGGAACAGUGCUCGAGAUGUUGGUGCCAAAACUCUGUGAAGGGCCUGAAGAACAUGAAGUACGUGUUUGCCUCCGUCCUCACCUUGGUGGAAAUGACCUCAUGUUGACCUAAAGAAAGAAGUAGAAACGCGAUCGUGAUCGUUAGGAAGGGUGCCUUAUUAUGCACCAACUUAGUUUCUUAUGAUGUGGUUUAUGAAACUGUAUGAUCCAUAUUCGUUUUCCACGCACUAAAUGCGGUUGCCUUGUUGAUAGGUUUUCCAGACUAGCUUUAGCUUCUGUUGCAACAGUAUGUUACUAUGAAAUUUGAUAUCCUUGUUUAGUUUAGUCAAUUGAUAUUUUGUCAUCUACUAAUUUCCAUAUCUCUCAUUGGAAUUGCUUGCAAUGCUAGUUAGCACUUCUGUUCUUCCA
Nicotiana tabacum (common tobacco) is the source of this 2590-nucleotide messenger RNA. RefSeq lists its product as uncharacterized. Lineage: Eukaryota; Viridiplantae; Streptophyta; Magnoliopsida; Solanales; Solanaceae. The record is from RefSeq and is a predicted model, not a curated record.